AUGCCUCCGAAAAGCUCUCGCGCUAAGGCGGUGGUUGAUGCUCCUGCUGGUGGUGGUGAUCCUGCAAGCAAGUCGACACCAAGCAAGGGAAAGGAGGUCAUUGACAAUCUCCCGUCGGAAGCGGAGGUGACGGCUGGUAGCUCUGGUCUCACCAUUGAGGAAAAACUGCAAGCGCUGGCUACGGUUGCUUCGGAUGACUCGUUUAUUGGGGAUGAUUCAGACGAGGGACUUGAGAUUGACACGUCCAAGAGUGCUCACCCGCAUUUGCGCUUCACGGCGGUUUUGCUCUUCCCGGUUAUUCCUUCUCGCGAGGUUGCUUCGAUGAUUCCGACCGUGAGGAUGCUGAUGAAGCGUGUCUGGUCUAACCUGCUUACUGAUGAUUUCCUCGCUUCGGUGAAGUUUAAGGAGCUGUCCCCCGCUUUUGUCGCGAAGACCCGCUACAGCCGGCUCCAGGUCUCCUUCCUGCAUGAGUUCGACGCGGUGAAAAUCAAGCAAAGGGCUUCACUGACGCGUCGCUUGCCCCUCGCAGCUGCUUCUCUCCGCGCUUCUCCGCUUAUCACCCCACUACUGCUGGAUGAGGCUUUUGUGCUCAUCUCCACUGGGAGCAAUCGGGAGGAAUGGCUGUGUACCCUCGAGAGUUGCGGGAAGACUCAUGGCAAGUCCUUCAUGGCUGCAGCGGACCACAUCACGUCGGCAAGUCACCUGCUGGGCCUGGAGAAGUUGGGUGCAGCCACCCGCAGCUCCCUGGAGAAGCUCGGUCUGCAUGUCAUCCGCAAGGAGUACCAAAUCUGA
Messenger RNA from Closterium sp. Naga37s-1, 792 nucleotides. The record is from the annotation of a GenBank genome assembly. NCBI's taxonomy places the organism in Eukaryota, Viridiplantae, Streptophyta, Zygnematophyceae, Desmidiales, Closteriaceae.